Pygocentrus nattereri (red-bellied piranha) is the source of this 2871-nucleotide messenger RNA. It is a transcript of the gene tnfsf18, whose product is annotated as TNF superfamily member 18. Bases 230 to 850 code for a protein of 206 amino acids. Lineage: Eukaryota; Metazoa; Chordata; Actinopteri; Characiformes; Serrasalmidae. The record is from RefSeq and is a predicted model, not a curated record. Gene Ontology annotation, molecular function: tumor necrosis factor receptor superfamily binding. Gene Ontology annotation, biological process: T cell proliferation involved in immune response; tumor necrosis factor-mediated signaling pathway. The transcript is spliced from 5 exons.
CACCGUCGGUCGGAUUCAACUUGUGCAUUUCUCGAACUUUAACACUACAUAUAUCUACACCACAUAUAACGCAAACAGGCUCUUCUCGUCUUCGCUGUUCCAGUCCCACUUUCCACGCAUUGAGUUUAUCUCCCACAGGUUGUGACAGGAUGCUACAAAUCCCAAAUGAUCAGUAACCACCCCCCACUCCACCCACCCAUUUGGCAGUUUCCCUAAUCUAUUUUUUCCCAUGGCUUCACAGUGUCACCACCACUCCCUGCCCAUAAUGCACUAUGUAAUGAGCAGAUCUGGGCGGCAGCACGAGGAGCUGGACAGCAGUAACAGAGCACAUGUGGCCCAGCUGAGGAGGCUGGUCCUGCUGUUGCUAGUGUGGUCCUUCUUCAUGACUCUGGGCGUUGCUGUAUCCAUCUCUCUCCAGUUUGUCCUUCCUAGACCUCCCAACAAAGAGGUCACAGUACAAGGCAAGAGCAACCACCCUGAAAUAAUGAUGUAUGAUUUCUCUGAAUCCACACGCCCAAGUGAUGAUGGAAGUUUUGAACUGAAGUGGAAAAAUGUUACAGGCAAUGUUAAAGUGGAAGUGCAGGAGGAUGGCAAUUAUUUCCUCUACCUGCAGGUGGUCCUGCAGGACCCAAGCCCAAAUGUAACCUAUACAGUUAGGUUUUUAUAUGAAACUGUCGAAAGCACCAAACCAGAAAGAAUCUUAGAGAGACAUAUUAAUGGAUCACUGUCUACUGGAUUUAUGGGAAAGGGAUUCCCUUUACCUGGAGGAACUAGUUUGAAAGUUACCUGCAAGCCUGCAGUCAAUCUGAACAAGGCAAACACAUACAUGGGCAUAAUAAAAUUCAGCUGAAAUCUUCCUUGUCUACUGCCUGCAUGGAUGUAAUGUUGAGGGUGUACAGACUGAUUUUCGAUCUGGAAACCUGAGUUUACCUUUUACUGAAUUACAUCUGCACCUUUGUAGAAGAACACAUUUAUGAAUGUUUCCUAAAGGCCAGAUUCAUGGAAAAUGAUUUGAUAGUUCCUCAUUCUCUUAUCUCCCAUUACAGUAAUUAUGGAGAUGAGUUUUUAAGAUUUCUCCUUGAAAAACUAAAAAUAUUCCAUUCAUACCCAUUAACUCAAGCUUGUAUGUUUAAAUGCUAAAAAGUCUGGAAAGUCCAGCAUAUUUUGCAGCAACUCUAGUAUCGAUUUGGACUAACUUCAUAAAACUGUUGGCUGUAACGUCACAAUGUUUUAUGAAGGAGUCGUUUUCCCAUGAAUCUUCUUUUUAAGUUGUAUUUUUUCUCUAUUUUUUGUGGCUCUGUUUUCAAGUUUUUUUUCUCUCCAGGACAAAUGGCUAUAUUUCAUACUGCAGCUCAUUUUAUUACAGAUUCCACUCUGUAUAUGGGAAAAGGCUGGUCAUACCUCAAAACACAGAGCACUACCCACCAUUAGAAGUUGCCAACUUACAUCAAGUGACAAUAGAAAUUAUGGUUAUUUAACAGCUGAACAGUUCGAUAGUCUUGAAAUUCCUUUUGAAACCCAAAAAACACACAAAAUUAACAUACUAAAUGUUGAUAAAUCAGUUCAUAGUGUUACUGUAUGACCAGUUUGUGUACGUGUACAUGUAUAUAUUUUAUAUUUGUAGUACUUUUUUAUUGUAUGGGUAUCUUGUUUGUAAUAUUAUGUGUCCACUCUUAUAUUUUGGCCUCAGUUGGUCUAUGAAUAGAACAUUGUUACAUGAAAAGAAUGAAAGGCCAUGCUUCUAGGUAAGUUAUGGAGGAUACUAAUGAGUAUGAAACACCCAGUUUUAAACUGUAUAUAUUUGUCUUGUGUUCAUUUUUUUUCUAAUUUAUUUAUGAUGACACUUUCAGUGUUUGGCCUAGUUUAUUUCAAUAGAAGAGUUUAUAUGAAUGUAUUAUUGUUGAUAUGACUUGACAAAAGUUACUCAUUAAUCUCAUUACAUAUUAUAUAUGUACAGAAAUCAUAUAUCAUCACCACACGCUGGCCUCACAGCACUGACUCCCCUCAUUUUUACUCAAGGUUUAAUGAUUCUACCACAGAAGCAUGUUUAAGUAUUUUAGCUUAAAAAUUUGAACUAAAUUUUUUUUUUUUUUUUUUUUUUUUUUUUUUUUUUUUAAAUGUCGUUUCCAUAUACUUUGCAUAUCAGGCUCACAUCUGCCCUUUCUCACACGGCUGCUUACUCAGUGGACCAAUAAUGAAACUCGAAAAACCACUACAGUUUUGCUGAUGAAAUGUCUUUUUAUUUCUAAGAAAUGUAAACAUUAUUUUUUGACAUCACAUUUACUUUUACCAUGACUUGUAACAUUUUAUUUCCAGUUUAGAUCAUAUCUGUUUACUAUUUUACUCUCUCCUUGUGUUUAUGUUUGUAUUGUUCAAUGAAUGCAUUUUCAGCUCAAUUUUCCAUUCAGGUCAUUUUUCAUCUGUUAUUCUUUCUCUGCUCUCUACAUUUGUUUUUAUUUCAUUUGACCGAUUCAUUCAAAGUCUUGUUUAUGGCACCUUUAUGUUAUCUACAUUGCCUUUUUUUGUUUAAGGAGCAUCUUUAGGAUGAUUCUUACUCUGUGGGCCACUAAAUGAAUGACCAUGUCAGCAGUGACACAGUGAGCACAGCAAUUAAAUCACUUUAGCCGAAUGCCUCUAGGAAAGAAGCUCUACUGUAAAUGGUCUAUUAUUAAGUUAAACAUGUUUCAGGUAAUACUGACUCAGUGUUUUUUUUUUAUAUGUGCGUAUUGCUCUGUUUAAAUAUAAGCUGUUUCUAAGUGUUAAACGUUUGAAUGUAUUCACAAAGCCACACUGGGAACACUGUUUUAUCAGAAGGAUUUAUUCCUGUGUUAAAACAUGAACUGAAAUAAAAGCUUUUAACACUGACAGUAA